This is a messenger RNA of Magallana angulata, 2598 nucleotides long. Its product is annotated as protein PML-like. The coding region runs from base 287 to 2302 and encodes 671 amino acids. The record is from RefSeq and is a predicted model, not a curated record. The transcript has a single exon. Gene Ontology annotation, molecular function: zinc ion binding. NCBI's taxonomy places the organism in Eukaryota, Metazoa, Mollusca, Bivalvia, Ostreida, Ostreidae.
GGAUACAUCUUAAGAUAAGGUUUAAAGCACGGGCACUUAGGAGGCAAGAUAUCUGAUCAUGGGAGGGCUAUGUGAUAUUUUAGGUAUUCAGAAAUGCGGUAGAUUCAUUACAGAUUAAUGAAGUUAAUCAUGCAAAUUUUUAAAUAAAACAUUUGCAUGGAGUGUGAGCUUAUAGCUGGCAGGAUAUUCAACAAGAGUACAGGACGAAAGCAGAUGGAUUUAUAAACUAGGAGUUCAUAACGGAUAUUUUUCAACGUUAAACUUUGCGAAGACUAAAACUUUGAACAUGGCAGGAAUAUCCGCCACUACACGUCAGGGGACCCAGUUAUCUGCUCGAACACGCCCAACCACUUCACUUGGUGGUGACGAUGAAGUAAGUGAAGAUCUCGUGAUCUGUAAAAUUUGUAACAGGGAACUGACGACUCCAAAACAUUUUCCGUGUCUCCAUACUUUCUGUGAAGCAUGUUUGAAUAUCCACGCCAAAGCGUCCAAGCAGUCAGACGAGAGUGCCCAGGUCAAGUGUCCGACAUGUUCCGUCCCUGCCCCGGAAUCUGCCGACACGGAUCCAGAGAAAAUUGUGGCCAAACUUCCGAUCAACAACCUGCUUCUGUCGCAUGUUAUGAAGCGCCAACUGAAGACCAAGACAUGCAAGCCAUGUAAGCGUCGAAAGAAAACGUCCACGGCAAAGUCAUGGUGCUCGGAAUGCGCCGAAGCUCUUUGUGACGAAUGUGUCGAAAAUCACGCCUCAAUACAAUCUUCGAAUCGACAUCUUGUUAUCCCAAUUACUGAAGCUGAGAAUAACCCGUUUACAAUGCAAAGAAAGAUUCUUUGCAUUGACCAUCCACGCGAGGAGGUGACGAAAUUCUGUAUGGAGCAUCAAACGGCCUGCUGUGGUAAAUGCAAGACGGGUACCCAUUCUCAAUGCACUUCGUUUCUACCGAUUGACAGAGCUAUCGAGGUCAUGAGAAAAAAGCAAGAGCUAACUGUGCUUGUGUCUCAACUGGAAACCAUGAGCAGCAACGCCGAGAAAAUAGUCACAGAAAGGAAGAAGGCUGUCGCCGAUCUUGCUUCCCACAAAGUUGAAGAAGAAAAGGUAAUCCAAACAUUUCGAACAAAAGUGAUCGAGCACGUGGACAAUCUAGAAAAGGCACUCAAAGAAGAAUUUGACGAACUUCAUGAAAGAGAGAUCAAUCAUAUUCAACAGGAUAUUGAGGUGUUCGAACAGAAACUUCAGAACAUUAACUAUUAUAAAGAUCUACUGGAUGCUGCUACAAAGAACAUUCCGCCACUCGCAGUCCUUACUGAAGGGGCAAAAAUUAGACAGCAGUGCCAAUUAUUGGAGGAAAACAUGCAACACAGAGCUGGAAAAAUCGUGAGAACACAAUAUGAGAUCAAAGAGACAGACCUUGUUUCAAAAAUGCCAAAUCUGGGGAUAGUUGAUGCGAAACACACGACAUUACACUCUGACAGAACAAUCGACCACUUGCAGUUGUCUCCUAGGUUACCAAUUCGAAUGUCAGAAAAAAGACACAACUUCUUGGCGCUCAAAUACCAAAGUAGCUUCAUAUCAGGCGGCUUUGCGAUGAACAAAAACCUAGUCUUGGUAGACAAUAAAGGCCGAGAAGUCCGAGGGUAUUCCGAGUCCGGACACAGGAUUGAUACUCAAGUAUGUCCCAUGUAUGGAAACCCCUUUGAUGCCACCCUUCUUCCGGACAGAAAGGGUAACUAUAUGAUUGCUGUCACCCUACCAGUAAUGAAAACUAUUCAGCUGCUGGAAGUGGGACCUAGGUCCUUGAGUAUCAUGGAUCGUUUCCACUUUAAGUCAGUGGAUCAAUGUUUUGGCAUUACCUUUGUGGACGGCAAACUCCUCGUCGCUUGCAUGAAGUCUAUAGAUAUGUGGGAACUUGAUGCCGAAAAUCGCCUGACUUUGGUAACAUCCAUGAAAGUCGAAGGUGAGCGAGUCAAGUACAUCUGCGCCGCUGACCACAAUCGCGUUUACUACACAGACUCCGACUUCCGGGGAGGGCUGUACUGCAUUACUACGGACGGGGGAAGUAUUUUCCGAUAUUCACACAAAAAUUUGCGAGUUCCCAUGGGAAUGGCCGUUGAUCAGCGCGGAAAUGUUUACGUGGCUGGACAUUACUCCAACAACAUCCACCAGGUUUCUCCAGAAGGCGGGCUUAUUCAGAUCAUUGCUCCGGAGGAUGACGGGUUUAAGAAACCAAUUAUGAUGAUAUCCAAUGGGGAAAAGAUCUUCUUGAGCUAUGAGAGUCACACCAUUACCUAUAUGUAUCCUUCUUAGAGCAGUCUGUUUUUCUUCUUUAAAAAGACUGUCUUUAAACCUUGAGUUUCGAUCAAUUGACUGCAAGAAAAAUCGUGUAAAACUCAGGAUUCAAAGCACACGUAUGAUGGUUUUGUGUGUGUGAUUCUUAGUUUCAAUUCAUAAAUUUCAAUAUACGUUUUUCUGAAAAAUCACAAAGUUGAUUUGUAUAUAGACAGAUGAAUCUGAAAACACUGUGUACAAACAAUCAAAAUAUUUGUUUUUCAAACAAUCAAUAGUUUUAUGUCAGAAUAAUAAAUUAAUAUUGCCUAUGAAAA